GCCGGCCUGCGCCCGCGCGCGCGUCCUCGACUCUCGCCGCGCGCUCCGCACGAACGAAUCCUUUUUUUCUGAUACAACAUCUUAUAAGAACUGCUUUUAUCGUGUUUUCGAUCGGCCGAAAGUGGCGUGGUUGUGAUUCUAGCCGCGUUUGUGUGAUGGUCGCGCCGUAGCACGCCGCGGCGUCGCGAUCUGUGUGUUUUUUUGCAUUGCAACUUUUGCAUCCGAGUCCUGUGGUGUUGCCGGGCGCGAGUGCCGGCCCCGAUCGGUUCGGCGACUCAAGUUCAUUGUCGAGUUAUCUUGAUCCGAGAAACUGGUGGCGCCGGCGCAGCAUGCGCGGCGUGACGUAGCGCGAUGGCGUCCGACGCGCGCGCGCGCUCGCCGCCGCCCGCGCGCCUGCGCCGCGACAACAACAGGUCCCCGUACGUGACGCUGGGCGCGGUGCGCUACGCCGUGCGCCGCGCGCCGCCGCCGCGCGCCUGCCCGUGCCGCUGCUGCUCCGAGGAGGCGCUGGCGGCGUGCCUCGGCCGCGCCGCGCCCGACCGCCGCACGCUGGAGCGCCUGCAGCGCCGCCUGGGCCGCGCCCGCGACGAGCGGCCCUCGCGCCACCAGCGCCUGCAGGCCCUGACCGAGCGCCUGCUGCCGCGCGCGCCGCCGCCGCCGCCCCCGCCGCCGCCGCCGCCGCCGCCGCCGCACUCGGCGCCCGUGCUGCCGCCCGUGCCGCCGCCGCCGCGCCGGCCCGCCGCGCACGCGCCCGCCGGCGGCAGCCUGCCCGCGCUCAUGGCGCCGCGCGUGCUGCACGAGCUGCGCGAGGAGAGCGACGGCUCGCAGUCGCAGGCCGACAGCGCGCAGCCGCACAGCGAGGGCGCGUCGCCGCUGGAGCCCGCGCGUCCGUUCGCGUUCCCGCCGCUGCCCGAGCCGCCGCCCGCGUGCGCGAACCCGGAUUGUGACUGUGCUGACUUUGCCGCGACGCGAGACGACGACGCGAGUGCGCUAGAGAGUUCGAUCCCUGUGCCGGUGUACGAGUGUAUAGUGAAACAGUGGUCGAAAGAGACGCCGCAGGAGGAGCCUCCGCGAUCGGAGGCCGCGUCCGAUGGAUCGCUCGACAAAGAUAAGGAAGACGAAACGAUCACGAGUGAGCAUUUGGCGCAUUUGCUCGCUGCGGUUCAGAAUCCUCGCACCCCGGCGCCCAUAGGAGCCCGGGAGCGUCGGAGGCCCUUCGAUAAAUCGAAAAGAAGAAAGGGUAUAUACAUUACCACGGCCAGCGAUGACGGCGGUGAGGAAGACACGCCUCUAACCGUGAACGGGAAUCGUGAAAGUGGAGAAGCAUCACCUCGCGAGACGAGGUUGUCAGACGAAGUGCGGACGUCGUCUCUCCUCGGUGACAAGUCGGACGAUUCUUGCACGAACGGGCCGCCCAGCCCGUCCGAUAUGCCGACUCUGAUGUGGCCGCGAUCGGAGGAGCUGAGAACGAGGCGGGCGAGGUUUUCCCAACAAAGCUCAGACGAACGAGACGACGAUUCGUAUAGAACGAGAAGAAAGUACGGUGUCACGUCCCGGGGGGACUCUCCCUCGGAGGCGGAGAGCGAUUCAUGCUCGAGGGACCGGACGGCGUCGCCGUCGCCGUUCAGUCCGUCGGACAACUCUGACGUGGAAGCGAGACGGCAGCAGUUCUCGCAGAGGCCGUUCGGGAAGAACCUGGAGGCGCCCGUGAACCGCUCCGCGGAGAGCGGCAGGCGGAGUUUCUCGGACGCCACGGUGCCGAGCCGCAAGUCGAGCGCGGGCAGCGGGCCGCCGGCCCGGCGCGGGCCCACGCACGUGCGCGCCACGUCGUCGCCGUCCAAGCUGGCGGGCGUGCGGCCCGGCGCCGACCUGCUGGCCGAGCUGCUGCGCGGCAGCUCGGAGGCGCUCUCCAACUCCGCCGCCUUCGACAACGUCGUGCUCACGCUGCAUCAACACAAUGACACACGAACGCACGUGGUGGUGGAGCUGUACGAGACGGAGAAGUCGUACGUGGACGCGCUCGACAUACUCGUUAAGAAAUACCUCCAGCCCCUCAAGAGCCCUGAGAAUGCCGGGCUCCUGGAUUCGUUCGUGGUUGACGAGAUCUUCAACCAGAUCCCCACCAUCUUCAACGUGCACCAGGUGUUCCUGGAGCAGCUGCGCCGCCGCCUCGAGCAGUGGGACUUGCAGCAGAAAGUCGGGGAUGUCUUCUUGGAUGUGUUCACGAAACCCACCGUGAUGGACACAUACAUGUCGUUCAUCAACAACCAGCGGCGCGCGCGCGAGACGAUCAAGGCGGCGGCGGCGUCGCGGCCGGCGUUCGCGCGGUUCCUCGACGCCAUGGCGCGCGACCACAAGGGCAAGCUGUCGCUCGACAACCUGCUCAUCAAGCCCGUGCAGAAGUUCCCCAGCUACAAGCUGCUGAUACAGAGGCUAAUCAAGCACACAGACCAAACGCACCCCGAUCACAAACUACUACUAGAAGCACAAAAAGAAAUCCACGAGCUGUUAGAACUGAUAAACUGCACUGAAAGGGAGAGCCUUGAGUUGGAACAGCAGCAGCAGACCCUGAGGGAGCUGGAGCAGAUGAUCGAGGGCCUGUCGAACCUGGCGACGGCGGAGAGGAUGUUCCUGAGGCACGUGAUGGUCACCAUGCCGUCGGCGCAAGGGACCAUCAAGGAUAGAGUGCUGUUCCUCUUCAACGACACUCUAUUGAUAACGAGUGUCAAAAGAAGGACCGGUACUAUUAAGAAACCCAUUCCAACAUACCAAAGUAAUAUAGCGAGUCAGAUGGAAGGAAAUAAGUACAAACUUUUAAUGAGGAUAUCGCUGGCCGAUCUCGAAAUAGUUAAAGCUAAGGACGAAAACUUGAGGCGGAUAAUGCACGAGGUGGAGACGCUGACGGCGGACGUGAACACUCUGACGCGCAUCUCGGAGCAGGUGGCGGCGCUGCACACUCCACACGCCGCGCUGGAGGAGCUGGUGCGAGAGCUGCUGCUCGGAGCCAGCCGGCAGCUGGGCGAGCGACACAGCAGCGACACGCAGCUCUGCUAUAUGGAGCUCAGUGUCAAUACCUCAAAUGGACCUGAAAAUUUGACCAUCAUAUUCCCAAAGACAGACAAAAGGAGUAGUUGGGAAGAGCUAAUAAACGAAACCAAACAAAAAUUAUCGAUGUACGGGCCGGAGCGGACGGCGCCGGAGUUCCUGUCGCCGGUGCCGAUCCGCAAGACGCGCGCCGGGCUGCAGUUCACGUGCGCCGCGCCCACCAUCCCGCCCAAGGGACAGCCGCCCGACGUUUGGGUGUGCAACAGCGACGGCUACGUGGGGCAGGUGUGCGUGCUGACGUUGUCGCAGCCGCGGCCGCAGGUGACGUCGUGCAACGGCGUGUGCAACGCGCGCAUCCUGUGCGUCGCCUGCGUGCCGCCCGCGCCCGCGCUCGCCCGCCAGCACACCGUCGACAUACCAAGUACGACGAGUUCACUAAACAGCACGAGUUCCGUGAAACCGGGCAUCAGUAUAUCGGACCCAGACGACAGCUGCAAAAACAUUCGACUCGACAGCUCGUCUUCAAGCGACGACGACGACGACGGCUCGUCUACCAGCGAAAACCAAGACGCUCUCUCUGAGCGGAGCCAGGAGUCGUGCGGGCCCCGCGGGGCGGCUGGGGCCCCGGUGGCGCUGGCCCCCUCGCACGCCAAGAGUCUCAGCACCCCCCACACGGCGCACGCGCCACCCCACCCCGUCAUCAAGUCCAACUCCAACCCCGCGGUGGACAAGCAAGCCAUGGGCAUCACUACCGUACAUGGACGCAGUAUGCUCGGCACCCUCUCGUCUCCUGCCAGCCGGCAGUCCUCCGAAGACAGCAGCAGCAGCGCCAACCAGCCCACCAUGUGGCUGGGUACCGAGGACGGCUGCAUCCACGUGUACAACUGCCUCGACAACAUCCGCGUCAAGAAGAACAAGGUCAAGAUGCAGCACAACUCCGGGGUCCACUCCAUUGUGUACGUCGAAGGAAAGGUGUUUGUUGCUCUUGGCAAUGGCGAUCUCGUAGUCUAUUGCAGGGAUAUAGACGGGUCGUGGGCGGAGAAGUGCAGCAUCGCGGUGGGCGGCGGCGGCGGCGCGGUCAGCAGCAUGCUGCUGUGGGGCGCGCGCCUGUGGUGCGCCACCCACGCCUGCAUCAAGAUCAUCAACCCGCACACCUUCCAGAUUGAAGAAACAUUCCAAAUAAGUACUGAGUCGAAGCCGAUCAGCCACAUGGCGGUGAGCGGCGGCGCCAUCUGGCUGUCGCUGCACAACGCGGCGCAACUGCGCUGCUACCGCGCCGCCUCGCGCGAGCAGCUGGCCGAGAUCAACAUCACGCCGCAGGUCACCAAGAUGCUGCACGGCUGCGAUGACAUCAUCCGGCAGCACAAGGCGGCGUGCCUGCGCGUGACGGCGCUGGCCGCGUACCGCGACACGCUGUGGGUGGGCACCAGCGCCGGCGUGCUGCUCACCGCGCCGCUGCAGCACGCGCCCGACGCGCGCACCGGCGCCUUCACCGUGCCGCCGCUCACAGGUAUACCUUACGGACACACUGGUCACGUGAGGUUCCUGACCAUUGUCGAGAAUCCCGCGCCGCACCGGCAGCCGGCCAAAACCACGCAGACCUCCCUCAAGACCAAGGCCCUCAGCCGGCGCUCCGCCAACGCCGAGAAGCUGCAGAAGCAGCACGACACCGCGCAGACCAACAAGGAGACCCUCAUCAUCUCGGGCGGCGACGGCUACGAAGACUUCAGAAGCUCCACCAUGACCGAGGACGCCGGACGCGAGGACUCCACCAACCACCUGCUCCUCUGGCGCGUCUGAAACGAAUGUGACGCCGACCCGGUUCGAACUAGUCACAGACCUUCCAAGAGGAAGACCUUCUGGAGAUUCACAUGAAUGGAAUUGACGUUGUACGUGUAAGUGAUGUGAAUGUGCGCAGAGGACAGACGAGAGCCUAAAGUUUUAUUUUCAAACGUUUUCGUUGGACCUGAAUGUUAGUAUUAUUCCAGCUUUCAAUAAAGUUAAACGUUGAUAUAUGCUAAUAUAAAAUAUAUAAAGUAAACGUUCAAAAAUAACGUGUUUUACGCUUGUGAGCGUGAUUGAAAUGUAAUAUUUUGAGAUUAUUUAACUAUUAGUUAGGACAUGAAAUGUCAAUAUCAUUUUAAUGCAUAAGAGUAAAUUUUUAUCAAAAUUUUUGAGAUUUAUUUGGACCCAUUUAUGCAAACAGGAACCAACCCACACUUUGAGUGAAAUUGAGUUAAGUACAUAGAUGGCGCUCAAAUAACGCAUUCUAUCUUCAAAAAAAUUAUGGUACAUUUUUAACGACUAACAACAGAGAUACAGCACUGUCACUUGCGGAACCAACCCGCUUUGGCCAACUUUUAAAAACUAUAAAGAACUAUACAGCAUGGUCCCUAAGCACUUAU
This is a messenger RNA of Ostrinia furnacalis (Asian corn borer), 5450 nucleotides long. Its product is annotated as rho guanine nucleotide exchange factor 17. The transcript has 21 exons. The record is from RefSeq and is a predicted model, not a curated record. Bases 352 to 4845 code for a protein of 1497 amino acids. Gene Ontology annotation, molecular function: guanyl-nucleotide exchange factor activity; protein binding. Gene Ontology annotation, biological process: actin cytoskeleton organization. NCBI's taxonomy places the organism in Eukaryota, Metazoa, Arthropoda, Insecta, Lepidoptera, Crambidae.